CCCGGCCGCAUGGAGCCCUUUCUCAGGCAGCGGCUGGCCUUCCUGUCUUGCUUCUGGGACAAGAUCUGGCCGGCAAGCGAGCCCGACGAGGGCGCGGGGCUCACGCCCGAGCCCCCUGCCGCUGAGCCGGCCCGGCCCCCAGCGCCGCGUGCGACUCCCGAGUCCCCAGCGCGCAGCGCCGCGGAGCUGAACGGCGGCCGCGGGGGCCGGGCCUGCGCGCCCCGCCAGGACGGCGACUACGUGCCGGCCCCCAGGCUCUCGGGCCAGCCCAGCUCUGGGCCGUUGCCCCUCGCCCAGGGCGCCGCGGCCGCCCCGGAGCUGCGCUCGGACCAACCCUGGUUCUUCCGUGGGAUCACCCGGACCCAGGCCCAGCAGCUGCUGCUGUCCCCUGCCAACGCGCCCGGGGCCUACCUCAUCAGACCCAGCGAGAGCAGCCCCGGCGGCUACUCACUGUCAGUCCGGGCCAAGGCCAGAGUCUGCCAUUACCGCAUCUGCCGUGUGCCCGGGGGCCUCUACCUGCAGGAAGGCCGGCUCUUCCCCAGCCUGGAGGCGCUGCUCAACUACUACAAGGCCAACUGGAGGCUGAUCCACAACCCCCUGCUGCAGCCCUGCCUGCCCCCGGGGCCCGAGCAGCAGGACCCGUGGGAGCGGCCUCGCUGGGAGUUCGCUCUGCGGAGGAAGCUGGGUGAAGGCUGCUUUGGGGAGGUGUGGGAAGGCCUGUGGCUGGGCUCCGCGCCCGUGGCGGUCAAGGUCGUCAAGGCAGCAGCCAUGAAGCUGACCGACCUGGCCAAGGAGAUGGAGGUGCUCAAGGGCCUGCGGCACGAGCGGCUCAUCCGGCUGCUGGCCGUGUGCAGCGGGGAGCCCGUCUUCAUCGUCACCGAGCUCAUGAGCCGGGGCAGCCUGCAGGCCCUCCUGGCCGGCCCCGAGGGCCGGGCCCUGGGCCUGCCCCUCCUGCUGGGCUUCGCCUGCCAGGUGGCCGAGGGCAUGAGCUACCUGGAGCAGCAGCGCGUUGUGCACCGGGACCUGGCCGCCAGGAACGUGCUGGUGGGUGACGACCUCAGCUGCAAGGUGGCCGACUUUGGCCUGGCUCGGCUGCUCAAGGACGACGUCUACUCCCCAAGCAGCGGCUCCAAGAUCCCUGUCAAGUGGACGGCGCCUGAAGCAGCCAAUUUCCGCAUCUUCUCCCAGAAGUCUGAUGUCUGGUCCUUUGGUGUCCUGCUCUACGAGGUGUUCGCCUAUGGCCAGUGUCCCUACGAAGGGAUGACCAACCAGGAGACGCUGCAGCAGCUGGCGCGGGGGUACCGGCUGCCGCGCCCGGCCGCCUGCCCAGCGGAGGUGUACCUGCUCAUGCUGGGGUGCUGGAGGGAUGGCCCCGAGGAGCGGCCCGCGUUCGCCCUGCUGUGGGAGCAGCUGACCGCUGUCCACAGACGCCUGCUCCCGGCCCUCGCCUGA
Molecule: messenger RNA, 1452 nt
Organism: Lepus europaeus (European hare)
Lineage: Eukaryota; Metazoa; Chordata; Mammalia; Lagomorpha; Leporidae
Gene: SRMS
Product: src-related kinase lacking C-terminal regulatory tyrosine and N-terminal myristylation sites
Exons: 8
Coding region: 10-1452 (480 amino acids)
Biological process (GO): cell differentiation; innate immune response; protein phosphorylation
Cellular component (GO): extrinsic component of cytoplasmic side of plasma membrane
Molecular function (GO): non-membrane spanning protein tyrosine kinase activity; ATP binding; signaling receptor binding
Source: RefSeq, a predicted model, not a curated record